Molecule: messenger RNA, 2647 nt
Organism: Dreissena polymorpha
Lineage: Eukaryota; Metazoa; Mollusca; Bivalvia; Myida; Dreissenidae
Exons: 15
Coding region: 909-2300 (463 amino acids)
Source: RefSeq, a predicted model, not a curated record
AACACGGGGCCCUUACCGCAUAAUGGCCCUCGGGCCAAUGGGCCUCGGGCCAUUAUGUCGGCAGCGGGCCGAUUAUAUACGUCCGGCCCAGCUCUGCCAUAUUAUUGUCUUAAGUCACACAAUAUUCCCUUUACAUGUACCAACAUGUCAAAAUGUAAUUUAAAGAAUAGAAUAUGCAGAUAUUUCUACACAUGUGACCAGACAUGACUUUUAAAGACCAUGAAUGCACUUUCCUACAUCAUUCACAUGCCUUUGCAUGGCAAAUAUUCAAAUAAUAAUUCCUCUCAAUCGUGUUUGAAUUACAUUUCAUUCUUCCAGGGAAUCAAAUAGUCCCUUUAACUGUAUUUCAUAUCAGAUAAUUCUUAAAUGCUGAAUGCUUUUUUCUUGACUUUGGGAAAGGGUCUGGACUUCCAUUUUUGGGAAAAAAAGGAAGAAUUUUCCCAAAGUAAGCUUAAACAUUCUCUUACAGGCAAGGGCCUUUCUCUUGGGUGCAGAUGAUUUUAUAAGGCCCUUGCUAGAGAAGGAAAUAAAGUCCUGAUGUUCAUAAUAAGUAUUUAUGCAGUAAUUGAUAAAUGUCGUUAGGCUUUCAGAUGGCCAACAAGCUAAUGGACAAUCCUUAGUAAUAACCAGAGAGCCAGAACCCCUAUGACAAAAGAAAUGAAUGAAAGAUGGUGGACCCUUUCAGAAAGACAAGUGGCCCACAUAAGCUCUGAUAGUGAUGUCGGUCAAGAAAGCUUUGUCACAGAUUUUAUCCAGAAGAAGUGAUAGAAGACGUGGGUCGUAUCCAGCAGGGGGCUGUCCCAUUGGUGCUUCGCUUGCUUGGCAACUGAACUGGCGACCUGGCCCUGUGUCACAACAGCCUCCAGCUGUGUUGCGGGCUGUUUGAGAGGUCCGAUGUCGUCUUCGUUAUGAUGAUGGAGCAGGAACUGCUGGAGGUGCUGGCUAACAUGCUUGUCACACUGCUGCAGACUGGGUCAAGGUCAAUAAUGGCUUUACACAGGCAGUCAGUUGCUGGACGAAUUAUGAGAAUGCGGCGUGCCACAGCAGCCACAGUAGUCUCUCAGCAGGCGUUCACUGUUUCCAUCCUGAUGUCGUGUGUAGAGGAUGUACAGAACGUGAUGUCAGUUUGCAGUGUUCCACUUCUCGAAACUGAGGAAAGACUUAUAAUGGAGAUGGCAAACAAGCUCAUGGUUAUGCUAGAAAAUGUGCACGAGAGGGCCAGGAGACCUUUAACAAGAGAGAUCAUUGAAAGACGACAGACUCUUUCUGAGAGACAGGUUCAUCAAUUAGAUUCCGUUAGUUCAGAGUCAAGUGAUACACAAGGAGAUGCCAUGGAUCCUUUUGACAAUUCGAAUAAAAGUUCGAAAACGAGUUCAGGCAGUGGGGAUCGAACUCCUCCGAAAAGGAAACGACUCAGUAUGAAACAAAUAUCCAGAGAGUCAAGGCUGUCCAAUGCGAGGGAACUGCCAACUAUAGAAGGGCAUCACGGUGCUGAUGUGACUGAGGAAGAGGAAACCACAUCAGCCCACCCAGCAGACCCAGCCACAGCAACCCCACUGGCCACAGCCCCGUUAGAGGCCCCAGUGGUGACAACCCCACUCAUGGUGACAGCCCAAGUGGAGACAGCCCCAGCUUGUACACAAAGAAGGCUAACCAGUGAACUGAUGGACACUGAGGAAACCAGAGCAGUCCACCCAGCAGACCCAGCCACAGCAACCCCUCUGGCCACAGCCCUCUUAGAGGCCCCAGUGGUGAGAACCCCACUCAUGGUGACAGCCCAAGUGGAGACAGCCCCGGCUUGUACACAAAGAAGGCUAACCAGUGAACUGAUGGACACUGAGGAAACCAGAGCAGCCCACCCAGCAGACCCAGCCACAGCAACCCCACUGGCCACAGCCCCGUUAGAGGCCCCAGUGGUGACAACCCCACUCAUGGUGACAGCCCAAGUGGAGACAGCCCCAGCUUGUACACAAAGAAGGCUAACCAGUGAACUGAUGGACACUGAGGAAACCAGAGCAGCCCACCCAGCAGACCCAGCCACAGCAACCCUACUGGCCACAGCCCCCUUAGAGGCCCCAGUGGUGACAACCCCACUCAUGGUGACAGCCCAAGUGGGGACAGCCCCAGCUUGUACACAAAGGGAUACAAUAGAUCUGCUAAAAGUUCUACUAACAGAGAGCCUGCGUGAAAAUAAUAAAACACUCAGAUAUAUGGAAAAGACCCAAAACAACUUACAGAUGCGAAUUGACGAAAUGAAAGCAACAAUUGAUGGCAUAGAGUUACAACUGACAGCCAUUUGAGAGAUCUUGUGUCUUUCGACCUAUGAAGAUGCCCCACAACCGCCCAUGCCAUUUUGAAGUGUUGCUAGUUUUUUUAAAGAUUUGUUUGCAGUUAAUGCUCUUGAUGUCUUAAAUACAUUUACAUAUUAUUAUAUUGUACAAUAUUUGUUUUGUUAAUUCAGUUUAUACUUGGUUGCAACUUUUAUUUUUUGUUUUUGGUUAGCUAUUGUUAAGGAAAUAUGGCAAAAUGCCUUGCCUAUUGUUAUUUAUUAUUGAGUUUCAACUGCUAUUUGAUUUGUUAAUGUGAAUUGUGUUUCGUGUUGUUUUUUAUCUCAAGUGUUGGAUGGAUUAAUAAUUCAUAAUUGUUA